GGAAGAAGAGAGUAAAGGAGAGGAGAGACAGAGUAAAGGAGAGACAGAUUAAAGGAGAGACAGAGAAAAGAAGAGACAGAGUAAAGGAGAGGAGAGACAGCGCUGGGGAUCGCGGAGGAAAUGAAACGGCGUCUGCAGAAGAAGUAUCUCCUCCUGAUCCUCGGCUAUUCCGUGGUCCUGCUCCUCAUCCCGUACGUGUUGGACCUUCACAGUAAAUCUGCUCAGGUGCGUCAUGGAGCUCCGGAGCCGCGCCGGCAGCAGCAGCAGCGGUGUCCGGACCUGGAGAAGAGCAUGACGCUGUGGAACUCCACCGAGUCCGCGGAGGACAGCGGAGCAAACAGGAACCGCACCAAAACGCACAUCUAUCUCCACGCGACAUGGAGGACGGGCUCGUCUUUCCUGGGGGAGCUGUUUAACCAGCACCCGGAUGUGUUCUACCUGUACGAGCCGAUGUGGAACAUGUGGCAGGCGCUGUAUCCGGGGGACGCGGGGAGUCUGCAGGGCGCAGUGCGGGACAUGAUGAACUCUCUGUUCCGCUGCGACUUCUCUGUGCUCAGGCUGUACGCGGGCACCGCCAACAUCAGCACCUCGUUCAUUUUCGGCUGGAAGACUAACAAGGUGAUCUGCUCUCAGCCUUUGUGUUCAGCGUACACAAAGCCCCAGGUGGGGCUGGUGCAAGGAGACGUGUGCGCCAAGUGCGCGCCCAGAGACAUCCGAGAGCUGGAGAGGGAGUGCAAGAAAUAUCCCGUGGUGGUUAUUAAGGAUGUUAGAGUGUUAGACCUGGGAGUGCUGGUGCCCCUGGUGCGAGAUCCUACAAUCAAUCUGCAGAUCAUUCAGCUCUUCAGGGAUCCCCGAGCCGUACACAACUCCAGGCUCAAGUCCAAGCUGGCACUGGUACGAGAAAGCAUCCAGGUUCUCCGGAGCAAGAAGCAGAGCGACAAAUACAAGCGUCUGCUCUCACCUGGGAACCGUGUGAACCGUGCCGAGAGCUAUGUAGCCGGUGCCAUGGAGCUGAUCUGUGACUACUGGCUCAGGGAUAUGCUCCUGGUGAACGGUGCACCUCCAUGGCUUAAGCGCAACUACCUGCAGAUCCGCUACGAGGACCUGGUGCUUCAUCCAGUCAACGAGCUGCACCGACUUUACCGCUUCGCCAACCUGAGCACGUCCCCAGAGCUGGAGAGGUUUGUGAUGAACAUGACGAGAGGGCAGGGAUACUCUUCAGACCGGCCGUUCCUCAUCUCAGCGAGGGACGCCAAGGAAGCCAUAUUUGCCUGGAGAGAGAGGCUGAGUGUGGAUCAGGUGGGGCAGGUGGAGGCUUACUGCAGCGAGGUGAUGCGCCACCUGGGAUACGAGAAGAGGAACCUGGAGCAGAAGUAAGAGAGCCUACAAAGCCUAAAGAGAGGAAUGAGGAGCGCGAGAAAAGAGACCAGGCCGAAGUGAAGCUACAGUGAGAGACAGGAACACUGUCCUUCACCGAUCUGUGGAGGAUUGACACUAGGAACAGUUCCAGACUGAGAGCAGAUGCUCCACAGCGGUGCCGGUCCGAGUCCGACACCAAGGAGACGAGAGGCUUCCGAGGACACUGACAAUAACACGGAGGAGUUUAAACACUAACUAUGACGAGUGAAGCAGAGACGCCUGGGAGAUGACCGAGCUGGCCAUGUGUGUGUUGGCUCUCGGCCAUGUUUGACCAGCGACUAAUCCUCCUCUUCCCGUCAUCAGCUGCAGGACAUGGAGCUCAGGGCUCUGGGGUUUAUUCUGUGUGUGUGUGUGUGUGUGUUGAGCCUGUGAUAUGAGUGCCAUUUCGACGUCACACUUUAACUUUCACAAACACCAGGAAUCAAUGGUUGUUUACACCACAUUCUUUCAGAAACCUCCUGAAAAGACAUGUUUAUAAACACUUAAUAAUGCAGCAUAAGCAUUCCAUUAAAUUCUCAACAGCAGUGUAUGACGUGUGGCUGAGAACAAAACUUAGCACAAAUACGUUGGACAAUCACCUGAACGUUCCGUAACACAAUACUUAUGAGCAGUGUUCAUAAGGUUAAGUCUCAUAAGCUUACAUAGACAUUUACGUGGCUUAAUAGAAAUUCGCAUCAUCUGUCCUAUUGAUGAUUCUGGCCAAAAUCUACAUAACGCUGUUAGAACAGAAUUAUUACGGUCAUAUGUAUUUGUAUAAAUGUUAUAAGUAGAAACAUUACUGAGUGACUCAACAUACAGUAAAUAGCCCUGUCACGACAUGUCGUAGGGGCUUAUGAAAUACUGUGAGCAAAAAUAAAACUGCUUAAAAGGCUAGAGAAAAUCUACUUAAAUGUGUCAUGGUCAUAGAGAUGUUAUAAGCAGAAAUAUGAAAAUGUAAAAAAGUAGAAAGACAUGGUCCUGUGUUUCAUAAAUGCUCUCAAGCUGAAAUAUGAAACUCAGUAAAAUUAAAGAGUCAGAGUCAUGUUAUGACGCUGUCAUAGGUGUUCAUAAACUUAAAGGCAGUAUGUAAAUAUUUACUUAAGGGAGAGAACAAAAACACACAGGACUGUUAUAAUGGUGCUAUGGCAUAGGAGUUCACAAAAGGCUUAUAAGCAAAACUUAUACUAGCCCUGUCAUAAUGGUACGGUAAAAAUAAAUAAAUAAAUAAAUACAUGUAGUUAAAAUAUAUAUAGAAAAAGACCCCUAAUUCAUGAUCAUAGGCAGUGAUGUGCAGUUUGUGCAGGAAAUGUUAUAAAGCAAAUUAUGGGAGAUUGAUAAAAUCUAUAGCUGUGUUAUUACAUGUAACGACUUGUCAUAAGUCUUCAUAGUAUGAUCCUUGCUUUACUUAAAAAAAAACACAUAGCUAUGUUAUUACAGUCUAAUUAUGAUGCUUUAGUGUCAUAAGAUAAGCUCAUGUCACACGAGGCAUGCCUUUAUAAACAGCUAUGUAGGUUUGUUAGCAGUCAUGUAGCUUUAUGAACACUGCUCUGUAAACAAGCGAGGUGUUACCGAACGUUCGUUAACCGAUCGAGUUACCAUGGUGACAGUAUUAAAAACAUCCCUUAUCAUGAACUAACACGAACUACGUCGAGUCGAAGAACUUGCUCUGAAAACAAAACAGUUAUUUAUGAAAGCAUUUUGUAAAUAAAGAGAUUUUUUUGUAAA
Molecule: messenger RNA, 3123 nt
Organism: Tachysurus vachellii
Lineage: Eukaryota; Metazoa; Chordata; Actinopteri; Siluriformes; Bagridae
Gene: chst7
Product: carbohydrate (N-acetylglucosamine 6-O) sulfotransferase 7
Exons: 2
Coding region: 121-1377 (418 amino acids)
Biological process (GO): N-acetylglucosamine metabolic process; carbohydrate metabolic process
Cellular component (GO): Golgi membrane
Molecular function (GO): N-acetylglucosamine 6-O-sulfotransferase activity; chondroitin 6-sulfotransferase activity
Source: RefSeq, a predicted model, not a curated record